AUGACCAAAAAAGAAAAAGGAGUUCUUAAAGUUACAGUUAUUGAAGCCAAAAAUUUGAAAGAUGAAGACAAACUCGGCAAAAGUGACCCUUAUGUUAAACUUAUGAUUGAAGGCAAAAAAGAACAGACCACCGUUAAGAGUGGUGACUUGAAUCCAACUUAUAAUGAAGAAUUCUUAUUCGACAUUGACGGAGAAAAGUCCCUCAAACUUGAAGUUUGGGACAAAGAUCAUAUUGGAAAAGAUGAUUUGAUUGGAAAAAACGACGUUAAGCUUUCUCAUGCCAUCUCUAAAGGGAGUGAAGAUAUCUGGGUCACAAUGAGAGAACAUACAAUUGGAAGAAGCAGGGGGGAAGUUCACUUAAAACUAGAAUUCACUCCCUCUUAA
Messenger RNA from Funneliformis caledonium, 384 nucleotides. NCBI's taxonomy places the organism in Eukaryota, Fungi, Glomeromycota, Glomeromycetes, Glomerales, Glomeraceae. The record is from the annotation of a GenBank genome assembly.